AUGAAGUUCUUCGAGCUGUCGUUUGGAUCGAGUCGAUUGGUCGCAGAGAAUGUUUGCAUCGAGAACAAUUCUAAGCUCAGUGGUGUUGCGAACUCGAAGGAGACAUUAACUGGCGAUUGGGAUGGCGCAUGGCUCGAUGGAGAGAGAAAAUGUGAUACUUCUGAACCCAAUUGUCAUAACUACACUUGGAGUGACGGUUAUACAAUUGGUAACGAAGCUCUCGCCAACAACUUGUACAGUCCCAAUAAUACGGCAACGAAGCAAAGCUGUUUAACAGUUUUUGCUGAGAAAGGUCCACAUUUGAAUGCAGUUUCUUGUACAAAUUACAAAAUGGCGGUUGGAGUUAUGUGUGGAUAUCAGCUGAUAUGA
Messenger RNA from Caenorhabditis remanei, 369 nucleotides. RefSeq lists its product as uncharacterized. The record is from RefSeq and is a predicted model, not a curated record. The transcript has 4 exons. Lineage: Eukaryota; Metazoa; Nematoda; Chromadorea; Rhabditida; Rhabditidae. The coding region runs from base 1 to 369 and encodes 122 amino acids.